Messenger RNA from Penaeus chinensis, 1569 nucleotides. RefSeq lists its product as uncharacterized. Lineage: Eukaryota; Metazoa; Arthropoda; Malacostraca; Decapoda; Penaeidae. The coding region runs from base 1 to 1569 and encodes 522 amino acids. The record is from RefSeq and is a predicted model, not a curated record. Gene Ontology annotation, molecular function: ligand-gated monoatomic ion channel activity. The transcript is spliced from 10 exons. Gene Ontology annotation, cellular component: membrane.
AUGGUAAUACCAGUGACCUGGAAGUUCUGGACCUGGGUAUUUGCUUUGGUGCCAAAUAUAAGCGCUCGAAUGCCUUUGCCACGAGAAGGAAGUACAGACAACACGGCAGAUUAUACACUUCAGGCGAUCAACGCAGUGCUGAAACCUGAAACACAUGCUUUCUGUUCCUUCCUCCUAUUCAGAGAUCCGUUUACAGCCUCUGACUUCUCUCUGGAUGUGACGCUUUUGUCCAAGCAAUGGAGUGUAGGGGUGUUUGCAGUGACGACCGGGGGUGAUAAUGCAACCGUGGAUAUGUCCUGGCUAAUUGCUGAAGCUCGGAAGGUGCGUAAUUCGUCUUACUGUACUAGGGUGGUCGUACUGAGCGACGACCCCGCCUUCCUGGCCUCGUUCGCCGAGUCGUCGCUCCGGGGCCGCCUCCUGGUGUGGGCCACGAGGCUCCUGGUCGUCACCCGCCUGCCCCUCCACGAGCUCCGGCGGCUUCUCUCCUCCUCCUGGACCUUCUCCAUGAUGAACGCUAUGGCGCUCUUGAUAGAUGACGGUUCAGGAUACCAAAGUUAUCGUGUUUACACCCAUUUGCCGUACAGUCCAGCUGGAGCGCGGGUGGUUCGCGUGGCUUCGUGGUCUUCUGCAAGAGGCUUGACCCUCGCCAGCCGCCACCAGCUUUUCCCGCAGAAGUUCACGAACUUCCACGGCGCCACAGUGAACAUCACUGCUCUACCUUACCGACCUUACUGGACCGAGAAGACAACAGUGGCACCCAAUGGCACUGCUGUCACGACGUACACGGGAUCGGACGCCCUCAUGAUGCACGUUAUGGCACAGACGCUCAACUUCAAGUUCAAAGUUCUUCCCUCUGCGGAUUGGAACGAGCGCCAGAAGGUCUACGAUUUCUCCUACAAUUACGAGUACAUUACCUCAGCCUUCAGUUUGGCCAAGCCGUCGCUCCGUCCCAAAUGGCAGGGCUUGUACUAUCCUCUGAGUGAUGAAGUGUGGCUCUGUAUCUUACUUGUACUUCUUUUGACUCCAUUUUUCGCUGUGCUGGCGACCUACAACAGUGAAGGUGAAACAGACAUCAAGACAAUGAGCCUCAGGUUGAUCGGGUCCCUGUUGGGGCAGGGCAUGGCGUCGAGGCGCGGAGAGAGCGCCGGGAGCCGCGUCUUCGUGGCCUCUUGGCUCGUCUUCGCCUUCAUCGUGGGGACGGCCUACCGGGGCAACCUCACCGCCGCCCUCACGCUGCCUAAGUACCCGCCACGGGUCGAAACCAUUGCUGAGCUCGUUGAGACGGUGGACAGGAUUACGCUGCCACCUUAUGGGGUGGACUUCCGAGCAUUCUUUAUGCAGUCGGAGUGGGAGAUUUACCAAGCUCUCGCCUCCAAGAUGGAAAUCGUGCCAGAUAUUCUCUCUGGCCUAAAGCAGAUCACCAACAAGGCUCCUUUACACGAUCAGUCUCCAGCUAUGGUGUUCGGCUACACUACGGGUUUUGCUGAGGUGUGGGGUCGAAGUAUGGUGUUAAGCACCAUUGAGCGGGACUGGGUCUCCAUCGACACUAGUCGGUGUGUGGUGUUCUGA